This is a messenger RNA of Leptopilina heterotoma, 1495 nucleotides long. RefSeq names its product N-acetyl-D-glucosamine kinase (gene Nagk). The transcript has 7 exons. NCBI's taxonomy places the organism in Eukaryota, Metazoa, Arthropoda, Insecta, Hymenoptera, Figitidae. The record is from RefSeq and is a predicted model, not a curated record. The coding region runs from base 201 to 1388 and encodes 395 amino acids. Gene Ontology annotation, molecular function: N-acetylglucosamine kinase activity.
UAACUCUUUAACUAACAGGAUUUUCGUUCCAUUUUGUGGAUCAAGUGGAGGUCAGCACUUGAGAGCCGAUCUUUCCUUUACCGAUUGUCGACUUGGACCAUUCGGAGCAACUUUCCAAAUUCGAUCUAUAAGGAGUUUUUUUUACAUCCAAACAACAGACAGAGUAACGAAAUAAUAUUUUGGGGAAGCAAGGAGAAAAAAUGUCAGGCAAAGUCAAAAAAGCAGGGAAGGAAAUGAAGACACAAGUCGAUGAGAAUCAAUUAAGAAAAGAAUUGAGAAAUCAGGAGAAAGCCAAUAAAAAAAUUGAGAACGACAAAAUAAAUUCAUCAAUUGAUACUGUUGAUCUUUCAUUAAAGCCAGCAAAAGAAAUUUGUUUAGGAGGAAUCGAGGGUGGAGCCACUCAUUCGACAUUAAUCGUAAUUGACGGUGAGGGCAAUAAAUUGACGGAAAUUAAGGGACCCGGUACAAAUCAUUGGGCACUCGGCGUGCAAGAAACAGCUGCAAGAAUCAGUGGUAUGAUUGACAAAGCCAAGGAAGAACUUCAUUUACCAGAAACUGUCCCCUUCGAAUGUGUGGGUUUAACAUUGAGUGGUUGUGAGGAGGAAGAAACAAAUAAGGCGUUAAGUGAAACGCUAUUAAAAGGAUAUCCAAACGCAUCAAGUGCUUAUUUUGUCGGUUCCGAUACCUUGGGAAGUAUAAAAACUGGCUUGUCAGAUGGUGGAGUGGUGUUGAUAGCCGGGACAGGAAGCAAUGCACUUUUAAUUAACUCAGACGGUUCAACUCACGGUUGCGGUGGAUGGGGUCACAUGAUGGGGGAUGAGGGUGGAGCAUUUUGGAUAGCGCACAGAGCUUGCAAAUAUGUGUUCGACGAUAUCGAUGGAUUGGUGAAAGCUCCAUAUUCGAUUGAUUAUAUUUGGUCGGCGAUGAAACACUUUUUCAAAGUGACAGAGAGACAUCAGAUGCUGAUGCAUUUGUACGGUGAAUUUCAAAAGAGUCAAUUCGCCCUCUUCACCAAGGAAAUCGUCGUUGGCUGCGAAAAGGCUGAUCAACUUUGUCUCUUGCUUUUUGAAGACACUGGUAAAAUUCUCGCCAAACAUGUCGAAGCUGUUUACAAAAAAGCACACAAUGAUCUGAAAUUAGCUGAAGGUGGAUUGAAAAUAGUUUGUGUGGGAUCGGUGUGGAAUUCAUGGAAAUUCAUGAAAAAAGGCUUUAUCGAUCAAAUUGAUAAAGGACAAAUCAUCGAUGAAUCGACUCUUCUUUUAUUAACGACCUCGUCUGCUUGGGGCGCCUGUUAUCUUGCAGCGGAAAAAAUCAACUGUUCUUCAGUUAAAAAAAUAUACGAAAACAAUGCAGACGUUAUCUAUCAUUAUAAACGUAAUAAUUGCUAAUAUUUCUAAACUUUUUAAAUUUAUUUAAUAAUCACAAAAAAAAAUAUAUUUUCCUCUAAAAUAAAAGAAAUAUAUAUCAAACGAAAAUAAAUUUCUACAUAUAUUUU